Molecule: messenger RNA, 8827 nt
Organism: Plodia interpunctella (Indianmeal moth)
Lineage: Eukaryota; Metazoa; Arthropoda; Insecta; Lepidoptera; Pyralidae
Gene: beta-Spec
Product: beta Spectrin
Exons: 39
Coding region: 353-7582 (2409 amino acids)
Biological process (GO): neuron development; actin cytoskeleton organization
Cellular component (GO): plasma membrane; cell projection; cortical actin cytoskeleton
Molecular function (GO): structural constituent of cytoskeleton; actin filament binding; phospholipid binding
Source: RefSeq, a predicted model, not a curated record
ACCAGAAAGGUAGGGUGAUGUGAUGCCGUGAUGCUUUCGCGACGGUCUUUCGCCUCGCCCUCGAAGCCGUAUUCGUACUCGCGGAUGAUAUUGUAGUUAUUUCUACAUGAAUUACGAUUAUUCUUGAUCGCCAGCUAAAUAAAGGUUAUGUUUUUGAAACUCAAGACCAGUUUAAAGACAUUUUAUCAAGUUUUGGUGCCGUGAGUGAAUUUGUACGAUUGGUCACAGUUCCCGGAAUAAGUGUUAUAUUGUGUGUAUGACGAAAGUUUGUGUGUAUUUUUGAUCUGGGACAUAAUUCCUGGAUAUAAAAUAAUAGAUCUCUGAGCGUGGAGUGGUGAGGUAGUAGGUCGGGAUGACGACCGACAUAUCGGUGUCCCGCUGGGACCCCUCCAUCGGUCAUGGUCAGGAGAUCAUCGACGAGUUCGAGUACGAUGGCGGCAACUCGUCUUCGAGGCUAUUCGAACGAUCGCGCAUCAAAGCGCUAGCAGACGAACGAGAAAGUGUACAGAAGAAAACCUUCCAGAAAUGGGUGAAUUCACAUUUGGUGCGCGUGGGGUGCCGUAUCGGGGAUUUGUACGUGGACAUGAGGGACGGCAAGAUGCUGAUCAAAUUGCUGGAAGUUCUCUCCGGGGAGAGACUACCCCGGCCGACGAAAGGCAAGAUGCGUAUCCACUGCCUGGAGAAUGUAGACAAAGCACUGCAGUUCCUGCGGGAACAGCGCGUGCACCUUGAGAACAUGGGCUCCCACGAUAUAGUGGACGGCAACCCUAGGCUCAACCUCGGCCUCAUCUGGACCAUCAUCCUCAGGUUCCAGAUUCAAGACAUCACGAUCGAGGAGACAGACAACAAAGAGACGAAGUCCGCCAAAGACGCCCUGCUGUUAUGGUGUCAAAUGAAGACGGCAGGUUACAACAACGUGAACGUGCGCAACUUCACGACUUCUUGGCGCGACGGGUUGGCAUUCAACGCCAUCAUACACAAGCACAGACCUGACUUGAUCCAGUUCGAGAAACUACACAGAAGCAAUCCUAUACAUAAUCUAAAUAAUGCAUUCAAUGUGGCUGAAGACAAACUUGGGCUCACCAAGCUUUUGGAUGCUGAAGACAUCGCAGUGGACCAUCCGGACGAAAAGUCGAUCAUUACAUACGUGGUGACGUACUACCACUACUUCAGCAAGCUGAAGCAGGAGACUGUCCAGGGUAAGAGGAUCGGCAAGGUGGUCGGCAUCGCCAUGGAGAACGACAAGAUGAUGCAUGAGUACGAGUCGUUGACCAGCGACCUGCUGCAAUGGAUUGAGCAUACGAUCGAGGCUCUCGGAGACAGGACCUUCGCUAACUCAUUGGAAGGUGUCAGGCAGCAGCUUAUACAGUUCGCCAACUACCGUACUGUCGAGAAGCCGCCCAAGUUCGUGGAGAAAGGCAACUUGGAAGUGCUCCUCUUCACGCUGCAGUCGCGCAUGCGCGCCGCCAACCAGAAGCCCUACACCCCGAAAGAAGGCCGCAUGAUCCACGACAUCAACCGCGCUUGGGAGCGUCUGGAGAAGGCGGAGCACGAGCGGGAGCUGGCGCUGCGAGAGGAGCUCAUCCGGCAGGAGAAGCUGGACCAGCUGGCUGCCAGAUUCAACCGCAAAGCCCAGAUGCGCGAGACCUGGCUCUCAGAGAACCAGCGGCUGGUCAGCCAGGACAACUUCGGCUUCGACCUCGCCGCGGUGGAGGCGGCCGCCAAGAAACACGAGGCCAUCGAGACCGACAUCUUUGCCUACGAGGAGCGCGUGCAAGCCGUUGUGGGCGUCUGCUCAGAGCUGCAAGCUGAGAGGUAUCACGACAUGGAGCGCGUGUGCGCCCGGCGCGACAACGUGCUGCGGCUGUGGGCCUAUCUGCUGGAGCUGCUGCGCGCGCGCCGCGCCCGCCUCGAGCUGUCGCUGCAGCUGCAGCAGAACUUCCAGGAAAUGCUAUACAUCCUGGACUCGAUGGAGGAGAUCAAGAUGCGUCUACUGACAGACGACUACGGCAAGCAUCUGAUGGGCGUCGAGGAUCUGCUGCAGAAACACGCGCUUGUCGAGGCUGACAUCAAUGUGCUCGGAGAGAGGGUCAAGGUGGUUGUUGGCCAAUCACAGCGCUUCCUGGAACAAGAAGAGGGCGGCUAUCGACCUUGCGACCCCGCCAUCACUGUGGAGCGCAUCCAACAGCUGGAGAACGCGUACGCCGAACUGGUCCAUCUCGCCGUCGAACGCAGGAAGCGGCUGGAAGACAGCCGCAAGUUGUGGCAGUUCUACUGGGACAUGGCGGACGAGGAGAACUGGAUCAAGGAGAAGGAGCAGAUCGUCUCCGUGGACGACAUCGGGCAUGAUCUUACUACUGUGUACUUGCUAAUCUCGAAGCACAAGGCGCUGGAAGCGGACGUGGCGGCGCACGAGCCGCAGCUGAUGAGCGUGGCCGCGGUGGGCGACGAGCUCAUCUCGCAGGGGCACUUCGGAGCUGAUAGGAUACAGGAGCGUCUCCGCGACAUCCUGUCGCAAUGGAACCACCUGCUGGACCUGGUGUCGCUGCGCAAGAACCGCCUGGACGCGGCCGUGCGCUACCACCAGCUGUUCGCGGACGCCGACGACAUCGACAACUGGAUGCUGGACACGCUCAGACUAGUGUCCUCAGAAGACACAGGCGUGGACGAAGCCCAAGUUCAGAGCCUGCUGAAGAAACACAAGGAUGUGACCGACGAACUCAAGAACUACGCCAACAUCAUCCAACAACUCAAACAACAGGCCAGCGAGUUAAGUCCAGAAGAUGCGUCAAGCGCAGAAGUCCGCGACCGCUUGGCCGCCAUGGACGCGCGCCACGGAGAGCUGGCCGAGUUGGCCAGGCUCCGCAAGCAGCGGCUGCUGGACGCUCUGUCGCUGUUCAAACUGUUGGCCGAGGCCGAUGCGGCCGACCAAUGGAUCGCCGAGAAAGACCGAAUGCUGGACACCAUGCUGCCGCCUAAGGAUAUCGAUGACGUCGAAAUCAUGAAGCACAGAUACGACGGAUUCGAUAAGGAGAUGAACGCGAACGCAUCACGAGUGGCCGUCGUUAACCAGCUGGCCCGGCAGCUGAUCCACGUGGAGCACCCGCAGGCGCCCGCCAUACAGGAGCGACAGAACAGGCUCAACCAGGCCUGGACCACACUCAGGGACAAGGCGGAACAAAAGAAGGACGAGCUGAAGGCAGCCCAGGGCGUGCAGACGUUCCACAUCGAGUGCCGCGAGACUGUCUCCUGGAUCGAGGACAAGAAGCGCAUCCUGCAACAAACUGGCGACUUGGAGAUGGACCUCAACGGUGUUAUGACACUCCAGCGCCGCCUAUCGGGCAUGGAGCGCGACCUAGCGGCCAUCCAAGCUCGUAUCUCGUCUCUGGAGAGCGAGGCGAGUGCCAUCGAACACACGCACCCGGAGGAAGCGCAGCUCAUCCGCGACCGCAUCGACCUCAUCACCGACAACUGGGACCAGCUCACUCAGAUGCUCAAAGAACGCGACGCGAAACUGGAAGAAGCAGGGGAUUUGCAUCGCUUCCUGCGCUCCGUCGACCACUUCCAGGCUUGGCUCACUAAGACACAAACCGACGUGGCUUCAGAAGACACGCCGUCAAGCCUGGCCGAAGCGGAGAAACUCCUGUCGCAGCACCAGACCAUCAAGGAGGAGAUCGACAACUACAAGGACGAGUACGCCAAGAUGAUGGAGUAUGGAGAGAAGAUCACUGCGGAGCCGUCGACGCAAGACGACUCACAGUACAUGUUCCUGCGCGAGCGGCUGAAGGCCCUACGCGAAGGCUGGGCCGAGCUGCAGCAGAUGUGGGAGAACCGGCAGCAGCUGCUGGCGCAGAGCUUGGAGCUGCAGCUGCUGCAGCGCGACGCUCGCCAGGCCGAGGUGCUGCUGGCGCACCAGGAGCUCAAACUGGCAAAGACCGAGCCACCACAAAACUUGGAGCAGGCUGAGAACCUCAUCAAAGAACAUGAAGCCUUCCUCACGACAAUGGAAGCCAACGACGACAAGAUCAACUCAGUCGUCCAAUUCGCCAACCGUUUGGUCGAGGAACGCCACUUCGAUGCCGAUAAGAUCCAACGUAAGGCUGAAAAUAUCGAGGCCAGACGCAACGCUAACCGCGAAAAGGCUCUACAACAGAUGGAGAAGCUCCAAGACCAGUUGCAGCUUCAUCAGUUCUUGCAAGACUGUGAUGAGCUCGCAGAGUGGGUUCAAGAAAAGAACGCCACUGCCCAAGACGACACCUACCGCUCGGCGAAGACGGUUCAUUCAAAAUGGACCCGCCAUCAGGCAUUCGAAGCAGAAAUUGCGGCGAAUAAGGAACGCCUAUUCGCUGUACAGAACGCCGCUGAAGAAUUGAUGAAGCAAAAACCGGAAUUCGUUGAAGUUAUUUCCCCCAAAAUGCACGAAUUACAAGACCAAUUCGAGAACCUGCAGACUACCACAAAGGACAAAGGCGAGAGAUUAUUCGAUGCUAAUCGCGAGGUGCUUUUACACCAGACUUGCGACGAUAUCGAUUCAUGGAUGAAUGAGCUCGAGAAGCAGAUCGAGAACACAGACACUGGCACUGAUCUAGCAUCUGUAAACAUUCUUAUGCAGAAGCAACAGAUGAUUGAGACUCAGAUGGCCGUCAAAGCCAGGCAAGUGACCGAACUUGAAACCCAAGCGGAGUAUUUGCAGAAGACGGUGCCCGACAAGAUGGACGAGAUAAAGGAGAAGAAGAAGGGUGUGGAGCAGAGAUUCGAGCAGCUCAAAGCGCCUUUGUUGGAACGCCAGCGCCAUCUGGCUAAGAAGAAGGAAGCCUUCCAGUUCCGCCGUGAUGUCGAGGACGAGAAACUGUGGGUCCACGAGAAGAUGCCUUUAGCUAACAGCACUGACUACGGCAACUCUCUAUUCAAUGUGCAGAUGUUGCAGAAGAAGAACCAGUCGUUGAAGACGGAGACUGACAACCACGAGCCGAGGAUUCUGACCGUCAUCUCCAAUGGCCAGAAGCUGAUUGACGAGGGACAUGAGGAUUCGCCCGAGUUCCAAAGGCUUAUUGAAGAACUUACCGCGAGGUGGCGAGAACUUAAUGAUGCCAUCGAACAACGCAAGAACAACUUGGCCCAAUGGGAGAAGGCUCAACAAUACCUGUUCGACGCGAACGAAGCGGAAGCCUGGAUGAGCGAACAAGAACUAUACAUGAUGGUGGAAGACAGAGGCAAGGACGAGAUUUCUGCACAGAACUUGAUGAAGAAGCACGAGAUUCUGGAGCAGGCUGUCGACGACUAUGCCCAGACUAUCCGCCAGUUAGGAGAAACCGUCAGGCAGUUGACUGCAGAAGAACAUCCUUUGAGCGAACAAAUCUCCGUGAAGCAAUCCCAAGUGGACAAACUGUACGCCGGCCUCAAGGACCUGGCCGGCGAGCGGCGCGCGAAGCUGGACGAGGCCCUGCGGCUGUUCCAGCUGUCGCGCGAGGUCGACGACCUCGAGCAGUGGAUCACUGAGCGGGAACUCGUCGCCGGCUCUCAGGAGUUGGGCCAGGAUUAUGACCACGUCACUCUGCUAUGGGAAAGGUUCAAGGAGUUUGCUCGAGAAACUCAAACUGUGGGGUCCGAACGUGUUGCCACAGCAGAGCGGAUCGCGGACCAGAUGAUCGCUAUGGGCCACUCGGACAACGCAACCAUCGCGCAGUGGAAGGAGGGGCUCAAGGAGACCUGGCAGGACCUGCUGGAGCUCAUCGAGACCAGGACUCAGAUGUUGGCCGCUUCCCGCGAGCUCCACAAGUACUUCCACGACUGCAAGGACACCCUGCAGCGUGUGAACGAGAAGGCGAGAGGCGUCAGCGACGAACUCGGACGCGACGCCGUCAGCGUCGGCGCACUGCAGCGGAAACACCACACAUUCAUGCAGGAUUUGAGCACUCUCCAACAACAAGUGGAGGCCGUAAGCGCAGAAUGCGCCCGCCUGGGGGCUAUGUACGCGGGCGAGCGUGCGGCCGAGAUCUCCCGAAGAGAGGCGGAACUACGCGAAGCGUGGCGGGCGCUCACCGCCGCCUGCGCAGCCAGGAAGGACAAGCUGCUGGACGCCGACGACCUCUACAGGUUCUUGAUGCAAGUCAGGAAUCUCACGCUAUGGAUGGACGACGUUGUGAGGCAGAUGAACACUGGGGAGAAACCGAGAGAUGUGAGCGGCGUAGAACUGCUAAUGAACAACCACCAAUCCCUCAAAGCCGAGAUCGACACUCGCGAAGACACCUUCACAGCUUGUAUCUCAUUAGGGAAGGAGCUGUUAGCACGUCAACAUUAUGCUACGUCCGAUAUCAAGGAUAAGCUGGUGCAGCUUACCAACCAGCGCAACGCCUUGCUGAGACGCUGGGAAGAACGCUGGGAGAACUUGCAGCUCAUUUUGGAGGUGUACCAAUUCGCCCGCGACGCGGCCGUCGCCGAGGCGUGGCUGAUCGCACAGGAGCCAUAUCUGAUGUCGCAAGAACUGGGACACACUAUAGACGAGGUGGAGUCCCUCAUCAAGAAACACGAGGCUUUCGAGAAGUCCGCCGCUGCGCAAGAGGACCGCUUCAGUGCUCUGCAGAGACUCACCACGUUCGAAGUGAAAGAAAUGAAGCGUCGCCAAGAAGCAGCUGAAGCGGCUGAACGCGAAGAGCGCGAGCGGCUGGAAGCGGAGGCGGCGGCCGCUGCAGCCGCUGCGCGGGACCAGGUCGACCGCGCCGAGCAGGAGCAGCCGCAGGUCGUAAGGAGAACAUCCACUAAAGCGGCUGAGAAGGCCCAAGAGCGACCGCAUUCCCAGCCAGAAAGCAGUAGACCCGCUGAGAGCGCGGGCCCAGCUUCGGCGCCCCUCGCGCCCGCGCCGGCGCUGCCAUCCCCCGCACCCCCCGCCCACACCCCGCAAUUACCCUCCACCUCGAAACAGACGCCGGUCAAACCCGCCCGGCUCUCCACACCUGGGUCGAGCUCAACGCCUGCAACGCCGUCGAGUUCCGGUAAGGUGAAGUCGCGGUCGCGAAGCAAGUCGCCAUUCCGAAGCUUCCGUUGGAAAACGGCGAAGAAACUACUCGCUGGCUCGCAUCACAGCGACGAUGAAGAGGGCGCUAGCCCGGCCAGCGAAGACGAAGGCGUGGAGGGCACGCUGGUGCGCAAACACGAGUGGGAGUCUGCCGCCAAGCGCGCUUCCAACAGAUCCUGGGACAAAGUUUACGUGGUGGCUAAGGACGGGCGCAUGUCGUUCUACAAGGACCAGAAGGCGUACAAAGCGGCGCCGGAGCAGCCCUGGCGCGGGGAGCCGCCGCUGGACCUCAACGGCGCCGUCGUCGAGGUCGCCGCCAACUACACUAAGAAGAAGCAUGUCUUCAGACUCAGACUGGGCAGCGGCGCGGAGUGGCUGCUGCAGGCGCACGACGAGACGGAGAUGUCGUGGUGGCUGGACGCACUGCGCGCGCGCGCGGCCGCGCCUGCGCCGCGCUCGCACACGCUGCCCGCGCCUGCGCCCGCGCAGACCGAGCCCAAGCGACGCUCCUUCUUCACGCUCAAGAAGAAGUCAGUCUCGCCAUUUACCUUCCUAUUCGCACCGUAGAUUGCUGCAUGACAAGUGACGCAUGCCACCUAAACAACACCCAGCGUGGUCGCCGUCAUGAUUCCUCAUUAGGUCGCGCGUCCCGCCGGACGCCGCAUAUUUCUCACGAUGCUUGCUUCAGUAAGCUUUGCCAAUGAAGAAAUUGUGUCGAUCGCGCCACUACGACUGUCAAAUAAAUGUUAUUAUUAUUUUGUUGCGUACAAAUACGUUAUUUAAGACUGUAAUUGAGUGUUUGAUUCGCCUUCGUAUUUAUAGCUCGGUGCUCGUACCGACGUGAUUCGAGUAUGCAUGAUCCCACCCCCCGAAUGUGUAUUGUUGAAACGAUUAAUAUUAUUAUUAUAAAUGAUGAAAUACAUAUUAUUAAAUUACAUAAAUGCGACGCUAUUUAUGAAUAGAUGGUUUUAGUGUUUAAAUUCAGAUUGAGAAUAUAUAUAUAUAUUUUAAUUAUUUAUAUAUAUAUAUAAAAUGGAGAUAGUGUAAUGUACAUUCAGUUGAACUAGAAAUGUAUGUCGUUCGAUUAAAUAAUUCAAAAAAAUUCUAGAUAAAUUAUAUUGACCAAACAUAUACCAAUCAACGGAAUUUAUCGCAUUUGAUAUCUAAAGUUAGCUAGGUGGAUGGAUUGUAACCGCAUUUACUUCAAUAGAGCAACCCAGUGAUUGAGGUUUUACUAUCGGACGCCGGACUCGAUCAGAAUACAAUAUUAUAACGUAAGCUAAACGUACUAGGUUUAAUUUCCUUUAAAUAAAGUGUCUUCUAUCCGACACUUCGGCGUUGCUGUUUGCUACGACCGCAUUUAACGUAUUCAAUUCAGAAUUCCUUCUUAGACGUAAUUAUAAGACGUAGUGGUAGCGUAGAGCGCGGGCAGCAAAGUCGAAGUGUUAUAUACUUGUAAGUAUGCUUGAUCGCCUCAUAAGUGCUUCUAAAGUAAUGUGUCUUUUAAAAUUAUAAUUUUAGUGAUUACUUUAACUGCCAACGUUUUCACAAACUGUUUAUUUGUAUAAGCGAUUUGUCUAAAACUCACUUUUAAAUAUUACGAUCACACAUUUUUAGUUCUGUUUACAUCUUAUGAUAUAAUUAUGUACCUAUACAUGGCGUGUUGUAACCGGGCAGUGCUGGCUGAUCAAUUAGACCCAGACUGUAUUGCUGUGUUAUCGUACGCAAUAUUGCAUGUAAACCUAUGUUUAAAUAUUUUAUUUUAAAUUUUACUUUUUGAGGAAAAUAUAAUAAAGAUGUUUUCAAAUAAUA